Ziziphus jujuba (common jujube) is the source of this 1121-nucleotide messenger RNA. RefSeq names its product auxin-induced protein 6B. Gene Ontology annotation, biological process: response to auxin. The transcript has a single exon. NCBI's taxonomy places the organism in Eukaryota, Viridiplantae, Streptophyta, Magnoliopsida, Rosales, Rhamnaceae. The record is from RefSeq and is a predicted model, not a curated record. Bases 118 to 573 code for a protein of 151 amino acids.
GUCCCACUUGUUCGAACCCCCCAAAUUCUUCACUCACCUUCUUUGUACACAAAAGCGAACCAAAAACAACAAAACACAAAAUUUCUCACUUUCACUUUCGUAGCCAAAACAACAAAAAUGUCAGUCGGACUCGGAAAAUGCACCAAGAUCCGUCACAUUGUCAGGCUGCGCCAAAUGCUGCGGCGGUGGCGCAACAAGGCCCGGAUGUCGGCCAACCGCAUACCCUCCGAUGUCCCCGCCGGACACGUGGCGGUCUGCGUGGGUAGGAGCUGCAGGAGAUUCGUGGUGCGGGCGACGUACCUGAACCACCCCGUCUUCAAGAAUCUACUAGUACAAGCCGAAGAGGAAUACGGGUUCAACAACCAUGGCCCGCUUGCCAUUCCCUGCGAAGAAUCGCUCUUCGAGGAAGUUCUCCGCUUCAUUUCCCGAUCCGAGUCCGGUAACUCUAGCACCCGGUUCGUCAAUCUCGAGGACUUUCAGAGAUACUGCCACGUUGGCAUCAGGAGUAACCUGGAUUUUUGGCCCGAUUCUCGGCCCUUGCUUCAUGGGUUUGCAGAGAAGAGUAUAUGGUAAGUUUCAAAACCAGCUGAUUGGGGUGGUUUUAUUUCUAUAUAUAAUAAAGAGAAUGCUUUUGGUUCUAACCCGGGUGUGACUCAGUCCGAGUUUGCUCUCGCUCCAAGGAAGCCCAUCGGGUUAAAUGAAUUAGAGUGAGUGACUGAGUUCAGGUUCACAGUUGAUUCGGCUGAGUUUUGUUACCGAGUGUGGAUCAUCUAUUUUUUAUGGGAAUUUUACUUUACCAAAUGGAUUGGUAAAGGCUGGAGCCGAGUAACUGAGCCUGGAUAUAUAGAAAAAAUGCUCCGAAGAAUGCAAUGGAGAUGGCAAAAUGGGUGGGGGAGUUGUCCACCGAGUCGUCCCGGGUUCGAAUCGGAGUGGAGGCAGAUUCUUGAAACUUUAAUUUGAAGCAGAGGCAGGCAAAGAACCAAAAAAAAAAAAAAAAAAAAAAAAAAAAGAAAAGUGGAAGAAAUGGAUAUUGAUUGGGUCGCUUUUUUAUUUCUAUUUUUUGUAAAUUCUGUGAUUUAUUGAUUAAUUAAUGAAAAAUUGUAGAGAAAUUCCGGUAUAAA